CGGGUCAGGAACAAUCAGGCAGACAAGGUACCAAAGGAGCAGGCUGGAGAGUGGUCCAGGAAUAGCCGAGGUCAGGACAGGCAAAGUUCAUUAACAAUCAGGAUCAAGCAGAAUCAGGAAUCAGGCAGGAAGCAGACAGGAUGCAGGUACAGGGGCUCAUGGGAAACAUACACUAAGGCGCUGACUGAAGGUCUGGCCAUUCCUUAAAUACACCUCCUGCAAUCAGCCUCAGGUGAUGGCUGAUUGCAGGAGUGAGCUUCUGGUUGCUGAGAGCACCCUCUGGCCAGCCCUGGUACUGCAGCCCACAAGGCAGGUGAGUCCCACCACCAUUGGCGAGUCCAUUCCUGACACAUAAGGGAAAAAUGGAUUUCCAAAAAGGCCAUCUGGUUCAAUGUCUUUUGAACUCCUGGGAAG
Staurois parvus is the source of this 414-nucleotide messenger RNA. The record is from the annotation of a GenBank genome assembly. NCBI's taxonomy places the organism in Eukaryota, Metazoa, Chordata, Amphibia, Anura, Ranidae.